Drosophila willistoni is the source of this 647-nucleotide messenger RNA. RefSeq names its product cytochrome c-2 (gene Cyt-c-p). Gene Ontology annotation, biological process: mitochondrial electron transport, cytochrome c to oxygen; mitochondrial electron transport, ubiquinol to cytochrome c. Gene Ontology annotation, cellular component: mitochondrial intermembrane space. The transcript has 2 exons. Gene Ontology annotation, molecular function: heme binding; electron transfer activity. The record is from RefSeq and is a predicted model, not a curated record. Lineage: Eukaryota; Metazoa; Arthropoda; Insecta; Diptera; Drosophilidae. The coding region runs from base 100 to 426 and encodes 108 amino acids.
UUUUCGCUAUACACACAUUCGUAAUAUAGCCGUCGAAACGCGAGGGUAGUGUUCAAUUCGAGUCUGUGUUAACACAUCAAGUCAAAUACAUAAAGCAAAAUGGGCGUACCAGCUGGUGAUGUUGAGAAGGGCAAGAAGAUCUUCGUCCAACGUUGUGCUCAGUGCCACACCGUUGAGGCUGGUGGCAAGCACAAGGUUGGACCCAAUCUACAUGGUCUGAUUGGACGCAAGACCGGACAGGCUGCCGGCUUUGCCUACACAGAUGCCAACAAGGCCAAGGGUAUCACCUGGAAUGAGGACACACUCUUUGAGUAUCUGGAGAAUCCCAAGAAAUAUAUUCCUGGCACCAAGAUGAUCUUCGCUGGUCUGAAGAAGCCCAAUGAGCGUGGCGAUCUGAUUGCUUACCUGAAGGCGGCCACCAAGUAAAGGGUUUAGGGAUUAUUCUAUAUACUGCCAUCAACAUACCCAACAACAACAACAACAAAAGCAACAACAUCAGCAGCAACAACUACAACAACAGGAACUAUUGUAUUAUUAAUUGUGUUUAGUCACAAUCCAAAAACAACAUCAAAUAUAAUAUAUACAAAAACAACAACAACAACAAAACAAACAAAAAUACAAACCUAUAGAAACUACAAUUAUGUUAA